ACAGAUGUUCAAGUCUCAGUGAAGACCAUUGCUGCUGCCUUAGCGGCACCAGUCAUUCUGCUGUAUGUGGGUUUAAUAGCGUUUUUUGUUCGGAAGAAGCUGGUAUUGUGCUAUAAACGCAGUACAGAUUCAGGUGACACAAAUGAAAGACCUGUAGCAACAAAUGACAACGAAAUCUCAACUGUGGCGUUAUUACAGUUUGCAACAAAUACUACACACACCGAGCAAUCUAUGGCCCAGACAUGCUCUAUCAAUCAAUUGGGGGAAUGACGUGAUACCCCGUCGUGGAAACGUACACGAUGACGACCAAGUAUACAGCUUUAUUAGAGACAAUCUAAUAAACAAUUCAGGAGACAUUUUUCAAGAUAGGUCCAAGCGAACCUCUAACCAGACAGAUCCAUUACCAGAAGAUUACACCUACAGUGUCGUCAACAAAACAGCCAUUAAAACCCCUGAUGAACGCAGAACGGAAAUUGACAUGUAUGUAUUUGAUUGUCAUAUUCAUUUUAUCAUAUGUAUAAAUCAGCUCAAUCUAUCAAUUAAUCACUCGGAUCAGAAUUUGAACUUAUUGUAUAAUUAAGCAAUGAAGUGUCCUCAUAACAAACUAAUGGUUUCUUUUUUAAAUCAGACAAUACUGAAUUACAAUUUUCGUUUGCCCCUAAAUAUGGAUGAUGUCCAAAUUGUCAGUAACUUGAUUCCCUUACCUCAUUAUUUUCGUUUGCUUCUAGCUCAAUUCGACAAACACCAAAACGAACACCAUAACUAAAUUUGACACAAUCUCAGACAUCAACAUUUCUAUCGGUAAUUCAGACCGUACAUUGUCCCGCAUUUUCACCACAAGAUACAUGAAUAAUAAGAUUUCACGGAUACACACGUAUUAAUUAAUUUAAUAAAAGUUGUAUAGAUGAUGUAACUCGAGGAUGGAUUUUUUUGUAUGAGAACAUCUCAGCUAUUUAACGUACUCUUAAUGGACACACUGCGCCCUGUGUCGGAAACAACACACCGGGCGCCCUGCGCCCAACACACGAAACAGUGCGAUUGCCACAAGAAACUUUGCACCGGGCGCAAAAAUCAAUAUGCCCUUAACAAGUGCUAAGAAGUGACACAAUAAAUGGCAAAAACUCAAAUACGUGUUUUCUUUUAUUGCCAUUUAAAGACAAUUUGAUACA
This is a messenger RNA of Dreissena polymorpha, 1169 nucleotides long. RefSeq lists its product as uncharacterized. The transcript has 7 exons. Lineage: Eukaryota; Metazoa; Mollusca; Bivalvia; Myida; Dreissenidae. The record is from RefSeq and is a predicted model, not a curated record. Bases 164 to 580 code for a protein of 138 amino acids.